UUGAAUGUGUCAACUAAACAAACGUUAUUUUCACGUAAUGAAUCAGUGCAAGUUGUGACCAGUUUACGACAAGCAGAAAUCAUGGCAACUUUCACAAAAAAAUGGAGCAGGCCGUUAUCGACCAAUGAAGUUGAUAUUGUUCAUAAUUUGGAUUCGGACGAUGAAGCGACAGGUAUAGACAUUUAUAUUGAUCCCCCCGGAGAUGGAUUAGUUUCGGACUCCGAUUCGGGCGAUAAAACAAAUGUAAGUUUCGAUAAUUUAUCACGUAGACAACUUUUGGCUCCUGCUGAGCUGGUACUUCAUGGAAAUAAAGACAAUGAUAACAGCGAGUCCGAAGAUGAUCUUCCGCUUUCAGCCUUAGCUACUCAAAACACAACAUUGAACGUGCCUUUAUCGAGUCAACCAGGACAGCCACAAGCCCGUAAGUGGGUAAAACGAGACUUAUGUAGGAUGGAUAACGAGUGGAUUGCACCGCUUCCAAGAUCAGUGGUGACCGUAUCAGAUGCGUCGGACCCAGUUCAUAUUUUUGAAUGA
This is a messenger RNA of Parnassius mnemosyne (clouded apollo), 534 nucleotides long. The record is from the annotation of a GenBank genome assembly. NCBI's taxonomy places the organism in Eukaryota, Metazoa, Arthropoda, Insecta, Lepidoptera, Papilionidae.